AUGUCGAUGAAGGUAACUGAAGGAAGCAAGAAGUUGAAUACGCUUCAAGAGAAGUAUAUUACCGAUUUAGUUAUUAAAAAAGGACUUAGAGAUGGUAAUUUGAGUUCGGCAACGAAAAAUAUCAUAGAACUUUACCCUGAACAAUUUUUCAUAGACAUCGACAUCAUCGUUCAAUUGCCACCAUUGGAAAGUGCCACCCUCUCGAACAAGAUAUUUGUAGAGCUGGAAAAAUGUAAGAUAUCGCAUCGCACAAAAUUACUAAUUGAAUGUUCUGAAAGUGAUGUUGACUUACAAAACCGCCUUAAAGUUGCUCUUGUAUAUAAUAUAUUGUUUGAAAAUGGGACUAUUACUUCGGAAAGAAAUAAUGGCUCAUAUGCAAAUUGA
This is a messenger RNA of Funneliformis mosseae, 384 nucleotides long. The record is from the annotation of a GenBank genome assembly. NCBI's taxonomy places the organism in Eukaryota, Fungi, Glomeromycota, Glomeromycetes, Glomerales, Glomeraceae.